Molecule: messenger RNA, 7801 nt
Organism: Petromyzon marinus (sea lamprey)
Lineage: Eukaryota; Metazoa; Chordata; Hyperoartia; Petromyzontiformes; Petromyzontidae
Source: RefSeq, a predicted model, not a curated record
CCAUUCCUCCCUCCCAUCCCUCGCGUCCAUCCCGUGCUGCCGGAUCGUGGAGAGAGAGAGAGAGGAGGGGCAGAGUGAGGGAGUGAGAGAGCCGCCUCUAGAGAUCGGAACCCCACCGCGCAUCUUCCGGAAGACCGCGCCUCCCUCCCUCCUUCUGGUGGCAACGCCGCUAGCGGAGCGAGGGAGCGAGAGAGAGAGGGAUCACAACAACAAUAAUAAUAAUAAAACGACUCGGCACGAGACAUCGGUGGAAGCUUUCUGCGCUCCAAUGCAAAACAAUGGCGAUGCGGGAUCUUCACAAGUCAACGUGAUGGUCGCCAGCACAUCACAAGCUGCAAGGACGGCCGCACGUGAAAUAUUUUAACGAACUUUUUAAAAGAAAAUCGGAAUAUUAAUAGCAGUGUAGAAUUUUUUUAAAUUUAAUUCCCUAUUUUGUUUCGUAGGUAUACGUAAAAUCCAUCGUCAUAUAACCACAGCGUAGUUUCCAUUUUACCUGUUGGAUUAUUCUUUUUUAUUUAAUAUUUUUACAUCUUCAUUUAGUUAAAUUUAUGAUUUGGUGCCAACCGCCGGAUGUUUAAAUGUUAGGCGAGUCGGGGUAGCCAGGGGUUUACUCGGUACACACCGAGCCAGCCGUGCCAUGGCGAAGUUUGGGGACGAGUUCUCCGUGCGAGGGAGCAACGGGCCCCAUGGUGGACAGGGAGCUCAUGGUGGAGCGGGCCCUCAUGGCGGGGCGGGCCCUCAUGGUGGCGUGGGCCCCCAUGGCGGGCCGGGCCCCCAGCGCGUGUACAAGCAGACGAUGGCCCAGCGGGCACGCACCAUGGCGCUCUACAACCCGACACCCGUGCGGCAGAACUGCCUCACGCAAAACCGCUCGCUCUUCCUCUUCGGGGAGGACAACGCGGUGCGGAAACACGCGCGCCGCCUCACCGAGUGGCCUCCCUUUGAGUACAUGAUCCUGGCCACGAUCAUCGCCAACUGCAUCGUCCUGGCGCUGGAACAGCACCUCCCGAACGAUGACAAGACACCUCUCUCUUUGCGCCUGGAGGAGACAGAGCCAUAUUUUAUUGCCAUCUUCUGUCUGGAGACGGCGAUUAAGAUCCUGGCCUUAGGAUUCGUGUUCCACAAAGGGUCUUACUUGCACAGUGGCUGGAACAUCAUGGACUUUGUGGUGGUGCUGACAGGUAUGUUGGCGAUGAUGGGCACAGACUUUGACCUGCGAACUCUGCGCGCAGUGCGUGUACUGAGACCAUUGAAACUUGUAUCAGGAAUUCCCAGCCUGCAGGUGGUGCUGAAGUCUAUUAUGAAGGCAAUGAUCCCAUUGCUGCAGAUCGGGAUGCUCCUGUUCUUUGCCAUCCUCAUGUUUGCCAUCAUCGGGCUGGAGUUCUACGUGGGGAAGUUCCACACCACCUGCAUGCUCAACAACACAGAGUAUGACAGCGACCCGUGUGGCCUGGAGGCUCCGGCUCGCCUCUGCCCCAAGGACCUCGAGUGCAAGGGCUAUUGGGAAGGCCCCAACUACGGCAUCACGCAGUUUGACAACAUCCUCUUCGCGGGACUGACCGUGUUCCAGUGCAUCACCAUGGAGGGAUGGGUGGACGUCCUCUACAACACCAACGACGCGCUGGGCAACACGUGGAACUGGCUCUACUUCAUCCCCCUCAUCAUCAUCGGGUCCUUCUUCAUGCUCAACCUCGCCCUGGGAGUCCUGUCUGGGGAGUUUGCCAAGGAGCGAGAGAGAGUGGAGAACAGGAGAGCCUUUCUGAAGCUUCGCCGGCAACAACAGCUGGAUCGCGAACUCAACGGCUACCUCGAGUGGAUCUGCAAAGCUGAGGAGGUUAUGCUGGAAGAGGAAGACAAACACGCAGAGGACAGGUCAGCCCUCGAUGUGCUCCGCAGGGCCACGGUGAAGCGGAGCCGUAACGACCUCAUCAACGCGGAGGAGGGAGACGGCUACUUCAGCGACAACUCGUCCGUGGACUCUCCGUUUGCGCACGGCAGCCAGCGCAGCGGACGCCACAACGGCGGCGCCACCUACUUCCGCCGCAAGGAGAAGCACCUCCGCUUCUCCAUCCGGCGCAUGGUCAAGUCGCAGGCCUUCUACUGGGGCGUGCUCUUCAUGGUGGGCCUCAACACGCUGUGCGUCGCCAUCGUGCACCACGACCAGCCCGAGGAGCUCUCCGUCUUCCUGCACUACGCGGAGUUUGUGUUCCUGGCGCUCUUUCUCCUGGAGGUGAUGCUCAAGAUCUAUGGGCUGGGCCCCCGCCCUUACUUCCACUCGGCCUUCAACUGCUUCGACUUUGGAGUGAUUGUGGGGAGCAUGGUGGAGAUGGCGGUGUCGUGGUUGCGCCCGGGAUCGGCGUUCGGGAUCAGCGUGCUGCGCGCCCUGCGUCUCCUGCGCAUAUUCAAGGUCACCAAGUACUGGGCCUCGCUGCGGAACCUCGUCGUGUCCCUGCUCAACUCCAUGAAGUCGAUCAUCUCUCUCCUCUUUCUCCUCUUCCUCUUCAUCGUCGUCUUCGCCCUGCUCGGCAUGCAGCUCUUUGGCGGACAGUUCAAUUUCGAAGAGGGCACACCCCCAACCAACUUUGAUACUUUCCCAGCAGCCAUCCUCACUGUGUUCCAGAUUCUAACCGGGGAGGACUGGAAUGCCGUGAUGUACGAUGGCAUCAAGUCCCAGGGCGGGGUGAAGAAGGGAAUGAUGGCAUCGUGCUACUUCAUCGUCCUCACCCUCUUUGGGAACUACACCCUGCUCAACGUGUUCCUCGCCAUUGCCGUGGACAACCUCGCGAAUGCCCAGGAGCUCACCAAGGAUGAAGAGGAGGAGCAGGAAGCGACGAACAAGAAGAUGUUGUCGAUUAAAAAGGACGCCGAAGAGAUCAGCCCCUUGUCUACCGUGAACACACCCAGCAGCCGCCCUCUGUCGGUGUGGGAGCAACACUCGACCCGCCUGCGCCGCUCCAGCUCAGAUGCCCUCAGGGUCAGCUGCGAGCAGCUGUACAGGUGCGGGAAGCCUUACAGCGAGCUGGACCCCGCGGCCCAGCGGCGGAUGGCCUACUCGCUCCACAUCGGGCCGGACUCGCACAGCCACCUGGACCGCCCGCUCAGCGUCACGCCGCGCCCUGCUGCCCAGUGUGCGUACCCAGACGGGAGAGAGGGCUGGAAGCCAAGUGACAUUUCGGAGGAAUCGAGCGCGCCACAGCGGAAGCAGGGCGGCUCCCGGUGCUCGGGUGUCGCCGCUACCGCCGCUGCCACAAAUGGUGAGGGCACGGACGGCGCCGGGCUCAACCAUCGCAGGGGGCGCGGUCACAGCAAAGCCGCGAACAACCAGGACUCGGACCCAGAGAGAGGACGGAGCCAUGGCACCACGGUGGAGCCCGGCCAGGAAAGAGAGACGGAGACAGGGCGGGGAAGGAAACGCCACUCCAAUCACCGACAUCACCAUCAUCACCAUCACCAUAAUCACCACCAUCACAUUCGCAGGUACAGCCCGGCAGACGAUGAUGUCACCGGAUUGCAGUUACCACGGCAACCCCCGCUGUCCCCACUCCCCGAGGGCGGGGUGCUGGAUGGGCCGGCGAGGCCGGGGGAGUCGGGGAGGCCGGAUGGAGCUGGUGGGCAGGGGGCACCAGGUGGCUCGGAGGGCCCGCAGGGAGCCGGAGAACAGCCGAGACAUCACAAGAAAAAACAUUCCACCUGCAAGAGGAGGCACCAGCCCGUGACGCCGGAGAGCUCCAUGGAUGCCCCCAUCCCUGAGCAGGCGGAAGACGCCGACAACCAGCUCAACAACCGACGAGCCGUCACCGAGACGACUGCACAGCCGCACACGCUCGGAGGCACGCCCAGCGGCCAGCCACAGGAGAACAGCAUCCCCAUGAACAGCCUCGGCGUUCAGCUGGAGGUCCUGCCAGAGAAGAAAGAUGAUGGUGGCGAUGUCAACGGAGGAGGAAGUGGUCCAAAACCGAUGGUGCCUUUUAGCUCCAUGUUCAUUUUUAGUCCAACCAACCCGAUUCGGCGCGCGUGUCACUACGUGGUGAACCUGCGGUAUUUUGAGAUCACCAUCCUGUCCGUGAUCACCAUGAGCAGCAUCGCCCUGGCGGCCGAGGACCCCGUCCGUACCGACUCUCUGCACAAUAACGUGCUCAAGUACUUUGACUUCGUAUUCACCGGAGUGUUCACCUUCGAGAUGGUGGUCAAGAUGGUCGACCUCGGGUUGUUUCUGCACCGAGGAUCAUACUUUCGUGACCUCUGGAACAUUUUGGACUUCAUCGUCGUCAGCGGAGCCCUGGUGGCCUUCACCUUCACGAGCGUUUCCAAAGAGAGCAAGGGAAACAAUCUGAACACGAUUAAGUCUCUGCGAGUGCUGCGCGUGCUGCGCCCCCUCAAGACCAUCAAGCGGCUCCCCAAGCUCAAGGCGGUGUUCGACUGCGUGGUCAACUCGCUCAAGAACGUGCUGAACAUCCUCAUCGUCUACAUGCUCUUCAUGUUCAUCUUCGCCGUCAUCGCUGUGCAGCUCUUCAAAGGCCGAUUCUACUACUGCACAGACGAGUCCAAGGAGUACGAGAAGGAUUGCCGUGGCUACUUCUUGGAGUACGACCGCGACAAAGUGGACCCUCACCCGCGCGAAUGGAAGCGGUUCGACUUCCACUACGACAACGUCCUGUGGGCUCUGCUCACGCUGUUCACAGUCUCCACGGGGGAGGGCUGGCCACAGGUCCUGAAGCACUCCGUGGACGCCACGUACGAGGAGAGGGGCCCCAGUCCCGGCUACCGAAUGGAGACCUCCAUCUUCUACGUCGUCUAUUUCGUCGUCUUCCCCUUCUUCUUCGUCAACAUCUUCGUGGCGCUCAUCAUCAUCACCUUCCAGGAGCAAGGGGACAAGGUCAUGUUGGACUGCACUCUGGAGAAAAACGAGAGGGCGUGCAUCGACUUUGCGAUCAGCGCGCGCCCGCACACGCGCUACAUGCCGGCCGACCGGAACAGCCUCCGCUUCCGCGUGUGGACGUUCGUGGUGUCGCCCCCCUUUGACUACUUCAUCAUGGCCAUGAUCGCCCUCAACACCGUCGUGCUGAUGAUGAAGUUCUACGGGGCGCCGGCCGCCUACGACGACUCGUUGAAAUACCUCAACAUUAUUUUCACCAUCGUUUUUUCCCUGGAGUGCAUCCUGAAACUCGUCGGCUUCGGGUUCCUGAAUUAUUUCCGCGACGCUUGGAAUGUCUUCGACCUCGUCACCGUCGGAGGGAGCGUCACGGACAUUUUAGUGACGGAACUCGUGCAAGUGAACAAUUUCAUCAACCUGAGUUUCCUGCGGCUGUUCCGUGCAGCCCGCCUCAUCAAGCUGCUGCGCCAGGGCUACACCAUCCGCAUCCUGCUGUGGACCUUCGUGCAGUCCUUCAAGGCUUUGCCGUAUGUCUGUCUGCUCAUUGGGAUGCUUUUCUUCAUCUACGCCAUCAUCGGCAUGCAGGUGUUUGGCAAUAUAGCACUGGAUGACGGUUACGGGAUCAACCGCCAUAACAACUUUCGAUCGUUCUUCCAAGCGCUGAUGCUUCUAUUCAGGAGUGCGACGGGCGAGGCGUGGCACGAGAUCAUGCUGGCGUGCCGCUCGCCACGGCCGUGCGACGAGCUCGCCGGCCGCCACAAGAGCGAGGAGUGUGGCAGCGGAUUCGCCUACUUCUACUUCGUCUCCUUCAUAUUCUUCUGCUCCUUCCUGAUGCUGAACCUGUUUGUGGCGGUGAUCAUGGACAACUUUGAAUACCUCACCAGAGACUCGUCCAUACUCGGGCCUCACCACCUGGAGGAGUUCAUACGCGUGUGGGCCGAGUACGAUCCUUCCGCCUGUGGCAGGAUCAAGCACUCGGACAUGCAGGCCAUGCUACGUCACAUGGCCCCUCCGCUGGGGCUGGGCAAGCGCUGCCCGGCGCACAUCGCGUACAAGCGGUUGAUGCGGAUGCACAUGCCCAUAGAGGUGGACGGAACCGUGCACUUCACGUCCACGCUGGUGGCGCUCAUCCGCACGGCCUUGGAAAUCAAGAUGGCGUCCGGGGCAAAAGACCAACUGGCCAUGGACAUGGAGCUGAGGAAAGAGAUCAUGACAGUGUGGCAGCACCUGUCCAACAAAACCCUGGAUCUGCUGGUGCCGCCCAGAACGCCUACCGACCUGACGGUGGGGAAGGUGAACGCCGUGAAGAUGAUUUUGGAUUUUUACCGAGUGCACCGAAGCAAGCAGGUGGGCACGGAGGCGAGCGUGCCGCACUCCAGGCGUAAGAUCGGACCCACCGUGGUGCCUGCUCCCGUCGUUGCCAAGUCUCCGCAAUACAAGCUGGAGUGUAUGCAACCAUUGUUGGCCCCAACCCUCAGUGCCGAGAGUGACUGUCUGCUUUCCCUGGAGAGUCAGGGGCGAGCCGUGUCCAUGCCGCGGCUAGCUGGGACCACGCAGGAGACGGGCCCAAUGAAGAGAUCAGCGUCUGCCGUUGGAAAUGGAAACCGAUGUGAGUUAGAUGACGGUGUGGGUGGAGCGGGGCCUAAGGACAGGCUGGGGCCUGCUAUGAGAACAGCCGGAGGAGGUUCGCGAGAAGGAGCAGGCCCGAAGGAGGGGACAGGCCUGACAGAAGGGACAGGCCCAAGGGAAGGUACAGGCCUGAAGGAGGGGACAGGCCCACGGGAGGGCACGGGACGAACCAAGGGGACGGGGCCCAGGGACAGGACAAGGCCCAAAGAGGGUGUGGAGUCUAAGACAGCCACUUUAGAGGGGGUGGGGAAAGGUGUGGGGUCUGGAGACCGCUCUCAUACCGCGGAGAGAACUGGAAACCAUCGCUACCGAUCACGCGAGCGACACCGUCAACAGCAGCAGCAGCAUCAUCAUCAUCCCCAGCAUUACGACACUGACGUGGAGGCCUACAGGACGUGCUCGCCCAGCCUCAAUCAUGAGAGACAAGUAAGUACCGGAAUGUAUCUCUGCCUGUUCUUUUGCUACCAUUCUCUAUAAUCUGUAUGUUGAUGUAGAAUAUAUUCAGAAAUUUAUAUUUUUACCCCUUGUCACCACUCUUUUGUCCACCCGACUCGCAUUUGUUUUUUGCUAGUCAGGGAGUUGUUAACUGUUACUAGUUUAGACGCCCUCUGUCACUGCCCUGCCUCGAUUCCAUUUCUCUGCACUGCCACGUUUCCACGCCCGAUACGAAGCAUGCCAGCCUGGUUCAUGAGGCCGCAUUGGUUCAUGAGGCCGCAUUGGUUCAUGAGGCUGACAUUGGUACAAGAAGCCACAUUGGUUCAUGAGACACGUUGGUUCACAAUUGUUCAUGAGCGAGGCUCGCAGGCUCAGCCUGGGUUCCCAUGACGUGUGAACCUGGGCCAGCCUGGCACCACGUGGAUCUGGGUGGCAGCUCUCCCUCUAAACAAGGGAGCCAUGCGUUUUUACCCGGGCCCACCUCGGCACCGGCCUGAACCUCACGGGGCUAACGGGGGAAGCAGAAUGUGGGGUUGACGGCGUCUCUUUGCGUAACUCAAAUUGAGGGCCAUGUUUUUCAUGAAAAAUAAAGACGUGCCGGAAAAUUACAACAUUGCCAUUUUUAAUCGCCUACCUCCGGAACCACACGCAGCUCUUUAAGGACUUCUUUGUGACCUUAUUCAUCAAGGACCACCGUCUCACAUUCACGUGCAUUGUGGCUUUUGACAUGUUGAAUUUUUUACUGAAUUCGACAAAAAUCGCUCUUCCUGUUAUUUUGGUGGCCAAAACAAAAAUUUUACCGGGUAAGGCCCACCAAGCUAUAUAGCUCAUUUUGAGAAGUGACCUGGCCACAAAUGAUAGCUC